AUGGCUCAGUCAUUGUUUACUCUGCUCAUUACGAACCCCUUGCUCUAUCUUUUCUCCACCUUCUACGUUAUUGCUCAGAAUUUUGUUGCCUGGAUUCUAGGACCCUCAAGGUCUCCAUCGAAUCGCUUUGAUAAGGGCUUACCAAAGAGAAAGAUCGCUAUCAUCGGUGCCGGCUUGACGGGUAUCUCAUCAGCGGCGCAUUGUAUCAGCCAUGGCUUCGAGGUGCAAAUAUUUGAGGCACGCGGGAAAGAGAAGGGAUUAGGAGGUAUUUGGAGUCGCGUCAACUCUACAUCUGCAUUGCAAAUCCACAGCAUCAUGUAUCGGUUCCACCCAACCGUGCGAUAUAAACACGCAUACCCCAACCAACACGAAAUUCGCGACCAGGUCGUCGAUCUGUGGAAACGAUAUGGAUUAGAGAAGCGCACCGAAUUCGGAACACCAGUCACGUCUAUUAAAAAGGCAAAGUCAUCUGGCAAGUGGGUUAUCAAUGACCACCCAGAGAAAUACGGGAGCUUUGAUGGCGUGAUUACAGCCGUCGGGGUUUGUGGAGACCCUAAAAUGCCCUCUUUACCAAAUCAAGAUCAAUUCAAGGGUAUUAUCUGCCACUCGUCAAAUCUCGAUGGCAAGGACAUCAAAGGGAAAAGAGCUCUCAUCGUCGGAGGCGGUGCAAGCGCAAUUGAAGCACUAGAAUUUGCGGUCCAUUCCGGAGCCUCUGAGAUCGAUGUUCUUUCGCGAUCGGAUAAAUGGGUCAUUCCGCGCAAUAUACUGGUACAGUCUUUGCUGGCCUGCAACAUCUGGGGAGAGGAGACAUCUUUGGCGUGGGUGCCUGAGUGGCUCCUUCGCAAAGUUUUCUAUCGCGGUCUAGAGGAUAUUGCACCUGAGAGUGGCCUGUUUACCACGACUCCCAUGGCAAAUUCCGAUCUUUUCAAGCUCAUUCGAGAAGGCAAAGCACGUUGGCUACGUGGUGAUAUCCUGUCAGCGCAAGAGGAUGGUAUUAUGUUCAAUCACCGAUCAAAGGAUGUACCCAAGGGUGGACCUGGCCGCGAGAAAGUCGUUCCAGGCGAUAUCAUUAUUAUGGCUACUGGUUUCAAACGACCAUCGCUCUCGUUCCUUCCCGACGACGUCUUUGAGGAUGAUUACUCCCCUCCUGACUGGUAUCUCCAAGUCUUUCCUCCCAAACACCUCAGCAUCUGCGCCAGCAACAGCACCUACGUCAACGCUAUUGGAACAGUCGGAAACGUCCAUAUCGGAAUCUAUACGCGGUUCUUGCUUAUGUUUCUGACUGAUCCGCUCACACAGCCCACAGAGGGCCGAAUGAAGACCUGGAUAGAUUUCACUCGCUGGAUGAAACAGGGAGCACCGCCUGGAGCGUUCGAUUUCUUUACAUACACGGAGCUGCUCUACUGGUUCGUGUUCCUUGUAGUGAUCAAUCCGUUCCGCUGGAAGUGGGCGGUCUUCAUUCUUUUCGGCAUCGGGCAGACACUUCCUUUGGAAAUUGUUAGGGAAGAAGAGGCUUUCCGCAAGAGGUUGGGAGACCAACGCAAUUGA
Molecule: messenger RNA, 1548 nt
Organism: Penicillium atrosanguineum
Lineage: Eukaryota; Fungi; Ascomycota; Eurotiomycetes; Eurotiales; Aspergillaceae
Product: flavin-containing monooxygenase
Exons: 2
Coding region: 1-1548 (515 amino acids)
Molecular function (GO): NADP binding; N,N-dimethylaniline monooxygenase activity; flavin adenine dinucleotide binding
Source: RefSeq, a predicted model, not a curated record